Messenger RNA from Temnothorax curvispinosus, 612 nucleotides. RefSeq names its product protein JTB (gene JTBR). Lineage: Eukaryota; Metazoa; Arthropoda; Insecta; Hymenoptera; Formicidae. The record is from RefSeq and is a predicted model, not a curated record. Gene Ontology annotation, biological process: mitotic cytokinesis. The transcript has 3 exons. Bases 143 to 595 code for a protein of 150 amino acids. Gene Ontology annotation, cellular component: membrane; cytoplasm; centrosome.
AGAGUAGAGCGUGAUAAUCAUCUGGAUCAAGCAUCGUUGUGUCGUAUGGUUCCAGGGUGGGGCCGAAGGCACUAAGUUUCUCUUAGCCGAGAGAACAAACUCCAAAAAAAAAGAGCGUGAUAAUCGAAAGCAGAAAUCCGAGAUGAUCGAAUCUUGCACGAAGAGGCGAAUGUUAUUAGGUAUUACAUUCUUAGGAGGAUUAACGGUUUUAGCGCUAAUUAUCGAGAGCCAUUGGACGAGCAGCUCGAGCAAGCUUUACGUUGACAACUACGAGAACAAUUCCUCCUGCAUCUCUGGCGAGGAGUACGAGGUGAUAUCCGAGUGCCAUCCAUGCACGGCCUUCGAGAUUGCUAGCGAGAGCAUCGGCGUUUGUGUUCACGCGAGAUAUAAGGAAGUGCUGAAAUGCAAGAGUGGUGAAACAAUAACGAGAAGUUGCGACAAAGUGGCUUGGCUGGAAGAAAGGGCAUUCUGGAAGUUCGAGGGUUUCAUGCUUGCUGCGGCGAUCGUCUCUUGCUUCACAGUAUAUUGGAGAGAGAUCAUAUUGAGACAGAGAAUAAUCAGGAAAGUAGCUAAACAAUUGCGAAUUAGUGUGUGAAUGCUGGGAGUCGAGAG